Molecule: messenger RNA, 972 nt
Organism: Paramecium tetraurelia
Lineage: Eukaryota; Ciliophora; Oligohymenophorea; Peniculida; Parameciidae
Exons: 2
Source: RefSeq, a predicted model, not a curated record
CAAUUUAGAGAGAAAGUCUUAGAAGAGACAGCUAAUCUAAUCGAUAAUCAGUUGAUUAAAGUAAACAUUCCAGAAAAUGGGUAAAUUACUCAUGCGGAUUUAUUGGUAUUACAAAAGAAAGCUGUAGAAUAUCAUAAAGAAUAGAAGAAAUAAGAGAUAUUAUAAUAAUAAUUAGAUAAAUGUCCAUUCAAACCAUAAUUAAUGAGUAAUAGCAAUGGCAGUUGUUAAAAUAUAGAUGAAAGAAAAAGUUAGUCAAAGAAAUCAGAAAAAUAUUUGCAAUUGUAUUCUUUGGCUAAGCCUACUACAUAAAAAAGAGACAGAACAACUGAGGAAAUAGAAUAUGAAAGAUAAUAGGAAGAAUGCACUUUCUAACCUGGUCUAAUAAACAAAGGAAGUCAAUAAUAGAAAUAAGAGAGUCAUUUUGUAAAUAAAGAUGUAGAUAAGACAGUAUAAAGGAUGAGAUAAGCCAGACAAAGAAGAGAGGAAGUAUAAGGAAUGUUGGAGAGAGGAUAUAAGAGUAACAAACCAGUUUAAUAGUAAUAGCAAUCGAACUAAUAGACCAAGGUAAGUAGAAGCUAAUCUUAGAAUCAGUUGAAACAAACAACAUAAUCAUCAAGAUAGAAAAGUCUACAAUCUUAAGAAUCACAAUAAAUGAAUACUUAUUAAUCAUAGAAUUUUCAUAUGGAUGAAUCUUAGCCCAAAGAUGAAUAGAGCGUUGGUAGAUCUGGCAGUUAGUAAGAUGAAAGGAUACCUUUGUUAUUUGUUGAUGUAAAUCUGGGACCAAACAAAACUGAGAGAAUUGUUGUAUAUGAAGGUGAUUAAUCUUGUGAUCUGGCUGCUCGUUUUGCUCAAGAACACAAUUUGGAUGAGUUUAUGCAAGAGAAGUUAAAAGAAUUACUAGACUAUCAAAUAAGCGGAUUGCUUACUAAAAUUGAUGAAGAAGAGGGAGCAUUAAGUGAUAAUGAUUAAUGA